AUGACUGUGGCUACACUGGGUUACACAAUGGUCAUUUGUGGCAAUAACAAUGAUCCGCAACAUAGGUAUCGAGGACGAAUUGAAAAAGUCAAGUUUGGAGUCCCAAUCGAGGAAGCCUUCGUUCAUGAUAUACCCGCUACUUUAUUAGUACUCCUGCUAAAAGUACAUAAAGAUGGCCCUGCUAAAAAGGAUAUCUGGCGUGCACCGGGUAAUCAAGCUCAAGUACGAAAGCUUUCACAUAUCAUGCAACACGGAAGACUUGUAAAUAUUGCUAAUUUUAGUGUUUAUACUGCUGCAUCUGUUAUUAAGAAGUUUUUAUCGAAAUUGCCUGGUGGCAUAUUUGGUCUCGAAAAUGAGCAGAAACUUUUUGAUUUGUAUAAUGUAUCAUCAGAUCUAGAAAUGCAGAGACAGUCGUUUUGUCGAGUAUUAAGCAGUUUACCGACUCCAUCGCAACAUUUACUUGUACUGCUUUUUGGCACUUUUUAUAUGAUCUCAGAAUCAGCCGAUUCAUUUGGUUCAAGGAUGACAACGGAAGCUCUUGGAAUUUCUGUAGCGCCCUCACUUUUUCAUUCAUGUAUUCAUGACGGGCAGCGGGCGAAGAUAGAAGACGUGAUACGAUUCAAAAUUGCAUCUGAGAUCAUCUCAAGAAUUAUUGAAAAUUUUGGUUAUGCAAAUCUAUUUCCACAAGAAAGUUACGAAUUUUACGCUCGUAUAACUGGAAGAACAUUACGACUUGAUGAAAAUGAUUCGCGACUGCGGUUCGUUACACCAGCUAAUGUACACGAUUGGCCAGUACCACCGCCCAGUACCUAUUCGAUUAUGGCUGCCCGAUGUGCUGGAAGUUAUUCGAUGAGUACCAUUGCAGCAGUCGACCACGUUAGCUCCAACUGUGGUAGGCACUCCGAUCAUCAUCAACAGCAAUAUCUCCAAAAUAUGAUCGAAAAUGUUUCAAUUUGGGCUACUAAUAGAAUUGAUUGCAUAGGAAAUAGGGGAGAAACAAGAAAAAUUGAUAGUAAUGGCGAUGUAAAAUCACUGCAUUGUCCUGUUGGGAAGCAUUGUCUUUCUCUUGAUACCACUCUAGAUAGUAAUGAACUUGAACCCAGUCUGUUAACAUCAACAACAAGUCUACAACCCCAGCAACGAACCAGCGGUUAUCCGUACAAGAUGACACCCGAUUGUAAACGGACAUUUUUCGGAACUGGGCCUCAACAUAUCACUGUUGCAACGAUCGCUGACGAUGAACUGAUAUCCAAAAACGAAAAAUUGGUCUUGCGGCCAUCAAAUAGCCAAAUUACCACCGCAUUUGCGAAUGAACACCAAUCACUGUCAAAUCAUCUGAGAAAUACUCAGGCUUCGAGAGUUUUGGAUUUGGAAUUAUGCGAUUUGGAAAAUCGCGAUUUUUAG
Cercopithifilaria johnstoni is the source of this 1404-nucleotide messenger RNA. The record is from the annotation of a GenBank genome assembly. NCBI's taxonomy places the organism in Eukaryota, Metazoa, Nematoda, Chromadorea, Rhabditida, Onchocercidae.